Hyaena hyaena (striped hyena) is the source of this 2135-nucleotide messenger RNA. RefSeq names its product cytoskeleton associated protein 2 (gene CKAP2). Gene Ontology annotation, biological process: negative regulation of microtubule depolymerization. Lineage: Eukaryota; Metazoa; Chordata; Mammalia; Carnivora; Hyaenidae. Gene Ontology annotation, cellular component: microtubule cytoskeleton. The record is from RefSeq and is a predicted model, not a curated record. The coding region runs from base 71 to 2116 and encodes 681 amino acids. The transcript has 9 exons.
UUUGCAGCCGCCUUGGCUUUAGGAGUCGGGGACCGUCGGGGCCGAGACGCGUCCUCCACCCGUAGCAGCCAUGAGCACCCCAGCAGUGCCCCCGGAGCUACAGCUGCCCCCAAGCCAGAGGGCCCAGCCCGAGUUCAGAGAACAAAGAAGACAGAAACUCAAGGAACAUAUGUUAAAAAGAAAAACAUUUUUUGCAUACAAAGAGGAAAAUCGCAUAUCCAGUAGUAGAGACCAGAAAGUGACCUCUGAGGGCCAGGUCCAUGAAGAGACCAAAGUUCUGAAAUUUAAGACCAAAAUGGCUGGUAAAGAAAAUGUCAGUAGGCCUCCUGGGAACAAAACUAAUAUAACAAUGGAAAAAAAUUGUAUUCCUUUAAGGCCUUCUAAUGAAUUAACCAAUUCAACUAUAGUAAUUGAUCCACCUAAUUUGGAGGAUAGUAAUCACACUGGGCAGUUGGUACCAAUUAAAGAUGAUCCUCCCGGCCAACAUAUGACAUUAAGCCAAGUGUUUCAUCUUAAAAACAACAAUAAAAAGAAACCAAUAAUGACAGAAAAACCAAAGCAAGAUGCUAACGUGUCCAAGAAGCUUGUGCUUGGAUCUUACCGUGGCCAGAUUGUUCAGUCUAAGGUUAAUUCGUUUAGAAAGCCUCUGCAAGUCAGAGAUGAGAGUUCUGCAGCAACAAAGAAACUUUCGACUACAGUCCCUAAAGCCACAGAGCCUCCGCGCACAGACAGCAGCACAGUGACUGUCAAAAGCAACAGAGCCUCUAGCGUGACGACUACCACUAAACUUGUGAGCACUACAUCUCAGAACAGACAGCUUCUGCGACCUCCUAUUAGAAGUCACCGCGACAAUGCUCAGGACCCUGUGAGACAAGGCAUCGGUAGAAGCUCUGCCAACGUUACGAUUCGGAAAGGGCCUCGUGAAAAAGAAUUAGUACAAUUCAACACAGUUUUGUCUAGUGCCAAAACCAGCUCUCAGGAUGGAGAAAGAAAGAAGACACUAACAAGAAGUGUGAAGUCUGAAAUCUUAGCCAGGCCUGUUUUGUCUUCUAACAGCAAACUGAUAGAAAAGUCGAAAAACGUUGACCCUAGCAGGCACACAAUAGCAAAAGCAACUAUUAAUAGAUCAGCUCAGCCCAGAGAAACAGCAGAAGAGAGAAAAGCUCGUCUGAGUGAGUGGAAAACUGGCAAAAGGAAAGUUCUGCAAGGGACACCUAGCUCAGUAGUUACCCAGCCCGAGCCUGAAGAGCAACAGGAAAACCCAGUUGAGUCCUUUUGGACUGUGCUGGUAGAAGAAGAUGAACAAAGAUUAUUUACGGAAAAAGUAAACAAGACAUUUUCUGAAUGCCUAAACCUGAUUCGUGAGGGAUGUCCAAAAGAAGAAAUAUUGGUCAUAGUGAAUGACGUGAUUAAAAAAAUUCCAGAUGCCAAAAAACUUGUGAAAUAUUGGAUAUGCCUUGCACGUAUUGAAUCUCUCACAGGUCCUGUUGAAAAUAUUAUCACACUCUAUGAGAAAGCCAUUCUGUCAGGCGCUCAGCCUAUUGAAGAGAUGCGACAUACCAUUGCAGAUAUUCUGACAAUGAAGAGUCAAGGAAAAGUUAAGUAUGGAGAAAAUACUGAGGAGGCUUGUGCAACCAAAGAAUACAUCCAUGAAGUCAACACUGAAGAUAGAGGGGUCAAUCUAGAGUCAGGAAAACCAGAAAUGGAAAUGAAAACUAGAAAAGUGCUAUUUCAAGAUGAUGAAAAAGAGCAAGAUGACAAACCAAAAGAUUCCACCAAUGACGUUAAAACCCCCAGUACAGAAACCAGAGGGAGUUGCUUAAUUAAAUAUAACGUGUCUACUACACCGUACCUACAGAGUGAAAAAAAGAAGAUACAGUUCGACAAUACAGAUCCUACAUUUAAAGAGCUAAAGUUUCUAACACCAGUGAGGCGUUCUCGACGCAUUCAAGAGAACACCGCUAAGUUGCCAGAUAUGUUGAAAGACCAUUAUCCUUGUGUGUCGUCUCUGGAAGAAUUGACAGUGUUGGAAGGUGAAACCGAUGCUUUUGUGUGCCGCCCCAAUAUCGCGCUACGCCCCAUGUACUCGGCGCCUGGAACCAUAGAAGAGAAAUAAAACAAUGAUAAGAAAUGGG